CCCUUCCGCGCUGAGACUCGCCGCCGCCGCCGCCGCAGGAGGAGCCGCUGCCGGAGCUGCGCGCAGCCAUGGCCGAGAACCCCGGCUUGGAGAACCACCGCAUCAAGAGCUUCAAGAACAAGGGCCGCGAUGUGGAGACAAUGCGAAGACACAGAAAUGAAGUGACAGUUGAACUGCGAAAGAACAAACGAGAUGAGCACUUACUGAAAAAGAGAAAUGUUCCCCAAGAAGAAAGUUUAGAAGAUUCAGAUGUUGAUGCUGACUUUAAAGCACAAAAUGUAACACUAGAAGCUAUAUUGCAGAAUGCUACAAGCGAUAACCCAGUGGUCCAGUUGAGUGCUGUCCAGGCCGCAAGAAAACUAUUAUCCAGUGACAGAAACCCACCAAUUGAUGACCUAAUAAAAUCUGGGAUUUUACCAAUUCUAGUCAAAUGUCUAGAAAGGGAUGAUAAUCCUUCAUUACAGUUUGAAGCUGCUUGGGCGCUAACUAAUAUAGCAUCAGGAACUUCUGCACAGACACAAGCUGUUGUACAGUCUAAUGCAGUACCUCUUUUUCUGAGACUUCUCCAUUCACCACAUCAGAAUGUUUGUGAACAAGCAGUAUGGGCUUUGGGAAACAUCAUAGGUGAUGGUCCUCAAUGUAGAGAUUAUGUCAUAUCACUGGGAGUUGUCAAACCUCUUCUGUCCUUCAUCAAUCCUUCCAUUCCCAUCACCUUCCUUCGGAACGUCACAUGGGUCAUUGUCAAUCUCUGCAGGAAUAAGGACCCCCCACCGCCUAUGGAGACAGUUCAGGAGAUUUUGCCAGCAUUAUGUGUCCUCAUAUACCAUACAGACAUAAAUAUCCUUGUAGACACUGUUUGGGCUCUGUCGUAUCUGACAGAUGGAGGUAAUGAGCAGAUUCAGAUGGUGAUUGAUUCAGGGGUUGUGCCGUUUCUUGUGCCCCUUCUGAGCCACCAGGAAGUGAAAGUUCAAACAGCAGCACUCAGGGCAGUUGGCAACAUAGUGACCGGCACGGACGAGCAGACCCAGGCCGUUCUCAACUGCGAUGUCCUGUCCCACUUCCCGAAUCUCCUGUCACACCCAAAAGAGAAGAUAAAUAAGGAAGCAGUCUGGUUCCUUUCUAACAUAACAGCAGGCAACCAGCAACAAGUUCAAGCUGUAAUUGAUGCUGGAUUAAUCCCUAUGAUUAUUCAUCAGCUUGCUAAGGGGGACUUUGGAACACAGAAAGAAGCUGCUUGGGCAAUUAGCAACUUAACAAUAAGUGGCAGAAAAGAUCAGGUUGAGUACCUUGUACAGCAGAAUGUAAUACCACCAUUCUGUAAUUUACUCUCAGUAAAAGAUUCUCAAGUUGUUCAGGUGGUUCUGGAUGGUCUGAAAAACAUUCUGAUAAUGGCUGGUGAUGAAGCAAGCACAAUAGCUGAAAUAAUAGAAGAGUGUGGAGGUUUGGAAAAAAUUGAAGUUUUACAGCAGCAUGAAAAUGAAGACAUAUAUAAAUUAGCAUUUGAAAUCAUAGAUCAGUAUUUCUCUGGUGAUGAUAUCGAUGAAGAUCCUAGCCUCAUUCCUGAAGCAACACAAGGAGGUACUUACAAUUUUGACCCAACGGCCAACCUUCAAACAAAGGAAUUUAAUUUUUAAGUUCAUUUGAGUGCAGCGUCUUUCCCACAUUCUAUAUGAAGCACCACCAGAUGGCUACCAAAUGACAAGAACAACCGCAACAACAAAAGGCUCCAAAACACACAUGCCUCUUCGUUUCGAUGCUUCUAAAGCAAGCCAUGUCUCAGUCACUUUGCAGUUGCCAAAAGUCACUCUCACAUGGACUGUAAAUGCAUCUGCAUGAUUUCCUAAACUGUUUUAGAAUCUCCCUUAACAAUCCCAACUACCCCCUCUCUCCCUGUCCCUGGUGCCACGUGCUGACAACUGCAGUCGCCAGCUGAGAGUGUCCACAGCGGUCGCAUGUCGUGCCCGCUGACGCUCCUUAGGAAAGCGGUGCACAGUGGAUCAGGACACAGUGGUGUGACACAUCCACACGUCGGAAGACUUCAGAGAGGUGCGGUCUGGUCUGAGCCUCAUCACUGUCCUCCACAAACAUAUUUUCAUACUCUCUAUGUGGAAGAAUAGGUUUUAAAGUACAAGCCAAAUGACUUUCAUUGGUGGGACUGACACACAAAAAAGUAACUUAAUGAAAAGAAACUCGGUUAUUGAUUAAACAGAUAAGUUUAAAAAAAAAAAAAAAAACUGUCCUUCAUCUACCAGUAAUUGAUGUGGUUAUUAUCUGCCUCAGAAGCCAGGGUUGGAGGAAGAACUUUAGAUACGGAUGGUAAUGCUUUCGCCAUUAUACCUAAUUUUUGAGAGCAGCAAGCCUUGUUUGACCACUCACUCCAGCCUGUGUGUUCCUGCUGUUGAAGUAAUCAAAUGCUGUGCAUGGUAUUUUACCUGAGCUGCAACCUGUUACGGACUUGAACUUCUGUUUAAGUUGAAAGCAAGAGUCCCUGACUCUAAAGGAAAAAAAAACACAAUGGUCUAAAAUACCCAUUGACGAUGUGAAAAAAAUAAUCUUGCUUUCAGCUUUCAGGAGUUAAUAUUUUUCGUUUUAAAUCGAUAAUUGGAUAUGGUUGAUUUCUAUUGGGUUUAAACUGUGGAGCUUUCAUGUUUACUGUAAUUUAGUCUUAAAAUAUUUUUUACUUAGUAACCAGUGCUUUUGAUAAUGUGGUUGGCAACAAACCAGCAACUCUUUAGAAGUGUCAUGAAAAUUCAUUUGAGUAUUGGAAAAGUUCAUUCAAAUCCUACUCUAAAAGCAUAUUCACGUUUAAAAAUAUUCCAGCAAGGAUCUUUGUAGAGGAAUAAUCUGCAGUUCUUUAACAUAAAUCUGAUUUGCAGUGAUCUUUAAAUAAUUCUGCAAAAUCUGAUAUUACUAUGUAAAGUCAUUGCUUUUUGGUAGAUUGUCUGACCCAGUUAUUAAUGAAAGAAUAUGGAUUUGAACAUUUUAAAACUGAACAAUUUAUGCUGUCACAAAAAUGGUUUUGUUGCUGUCGUUUGCUGGGUAUAAUUUCCCAAUGCAUUGGUGUGAAGAGAUAGAAAAUCUAAACUAGUUAUCAGAUGGGGGGUGUAUUUCCUGUGAUGAAGAUGAGACAGAUGCCGUCAGAGCUUUGUGAAUCAGCUGGGGUUUUUUCACUGAUAAACAAAACAUAGCAGGUGUGCAUUCAUUAAAAAUAUAUGUAUCUGCCAAGGUGGAGCCACUUUAAAGAGUGAGUUUUGUCUUGUAUCUAAAGUAGAUACAAGCGUAUGUUUAAACUGCAAGAUUUUUACUUGCUAGAGAAUCUGUUUUAAUAUAGUGGUUUGGCCUCUGAUUAUUUAUAGGUUUUAUAAAUUUUGGAAUCAAUUUCUCUUUAAGGUGGCUCAGAUUUUUCAACUCUUGUGCACAUAAAAUUGAGUUGAAGUUCAUUGUGCCUUUUUUCUUUAUCCAGAUUUUGAGUUAAAGCUUCAUAUGGUAACUGCAUCCUAUUCAGACACUAUAGUCUAAAUUUUUGAAAGUGUGUGGUUUUCACUAAAAGUAGGAAUAACGAAGUCAAAACUAAUUAAGGUCACAAACUUCGGUGAAACCCUUAAAGUCCAAAUCUUCUUGAUAUUGUGAAUUGUACCCCUUCUGGUUUAGUUUCUUCUGGACUCUCCGUGUUUACUGAUGGUCACCUUUAAAAUUUUGCACACAUUGAGAUCAAAUUGGCCUCCAUUGUGACGUUCAUCUUUCCUCCUGCGUUCUCAGUGCAAACGGACAUUUUUAAGUGAACAUCAGCAUCAAGUGGGGCAGACCCGUGUGUGCAUUUGCUUGAUUCGGUUUGUCGUGACCUUAUCAGUUUUGAAUUGGAAUUGCACCAUUUCGUAGAUAAAAGAAACUGUAUUGCUGCACUUUUAAGUUUUCAAAACAGUGUUUAAAAAUUGCAUUGUUUUUAUUUUUUUUUAAACUCAGUUAAAAAAAAAAGACUAAAACGUUCUUUCAAAAGA
Molecule: messenger RNA, 3998 nt
Organism: Choloepus didactylus (southern two-toed sloth)
Lineage: Eukaryota; Metazoa; Chordata; Mammalia; Pilosa; Megalonychidae
Gene: KPNA3
Product: karyopherin subunit alpha 3
Exons: 17
Coding region: 69-1634 (521 amino acids)
Biological process (GO): NLS-bearing protein import into nucleus
Cellular component (GO): nucleus; nucleoplasm; cytoplasm
Molecular function (GO): protein binding; nuclear import signal receptor activity
Source: RefSeq, a predicted model, not a curated record